AUGGCUGCAACUGAACAGGAAUCAUCGAAUGAAAAUGAUUCACUUGAAGCAAUAGAACAAAAAAAAUUUCAAUCUCGCCCAGAAACAUACAAUGGUGCUGAACGUGAACUUUAUUGUUGGACACAAACUAUUAGUGAUAUUGAUGUGCGAGUUAAAAUUCCAAAACAAAUAAAAAAAGGCAAAGAAAUCAAAGUUAAUUUAACUAAACAGCACAUCAAAGUUGAUUUAAUUGAAUCUAAUGAAAUUAAAACAAUCAUUGACAGUGAUUUACCAUGGCCAAUACGAGCUGAGGAAUCCACAUGGAGUUUAGUACCUGGUGAAUAUAUUCAUAUUUCAAUGGAAAAAACGCUGGAGCGUUGGUGGGAAAAUUUUUUAAUCGACGAAAAAAAAAUCAGUCUGAAACAUAUUAAGCCUGAAAAGUCUAUGGAAGAUUUAGGUCAAGAAGAACAAAUGAAAAUACAUCAGAUGAUGUAUGAUCAACGUCAAAAAGCGAUGGGUUUACCAACAUCCGAAGAACAAAAAUAUCAAGAGAUAAUGAAGCAAGCAUGGAAUGCAGAAGGAUCACCUUUUAGAGGACAGCCUUACGAUCCAUCAAUAGCUCAAUCUAUUAGAAAAUCUGAAUAA
This is a messenger RNA of Rotaria socialis, 624 nucleotides long. The record is from the annotation of a GenBank genome assembly. NCBI's taxonomy places the organism in Eukaryota, Metazoa, Rotifera, Eurotatoria, Philodinida, Philodinidae.